GGGAGGGAGAAGAGAGGAAGGAAGGGAGAGAGGGAAGGUGUGUCAGGAGCGCUGCUUUACACCUCUGCCUGACUGCCCCAGCCGGUUGGGCCGGUUUUGCUCCGGCAGCAUGGGCACCUUCAUCGGCCACAUCUCUCCGGGCAUCGCCUUCUUGUCGUUCGGGCUGCUGUACGCGGUCCGGUUCUCGUCGCUGCUGGCCCGGGGGCAGCGGACACUGUGCCUGCCCGGUACGGCCCGCAGGCCGGGGGUGAGGGGCUGCGUGGGGCGAGUGCCGGCCGAGGGGGUGAUGAAGGUGGUGUACAGCACGGUGGCGGUGCUGGCCGAGUUCUUCUACCCGCCCGGGGUGGACAAGCUGCACAUGUACAACCCGGACAAGCCCGGCUACCCCUUCAUCCACCCCAACGAGUGGCAGCACGCCACCAUGUACGCCUACUUCGCGCUGAGCGGAUGGGUGGACAUCAUCAGCCAGGCUUGUCUACCCCGGCGCGUCCACCUGUGCGAGAGAGUGGCCAUCGCCCUGCCCUUCUACAUUGAAGCCUUGCUACUGUACCAUCACGCCCACGGCAAGCAGCAGGUGGAGAGCACCGUGCACUCGCUGCUCCUCCUCGCCUGUAUCCUGGUGUGUGUGGUCCUCACCGCCGAGCUGUGGAGACCCAACGAGCCGCUGCUGUGGUUCGCCAAGACGUGCCUGGUGAUGGUGAAGGGCAGCUGGCUCCUCCACGCCGCCUUCAUCCUCUACAGACCGUUCCUGGGGCAGCCGUGGGCGGACGGCGACAUGGCCAACCUGAUGUUCCUCACCAACUUCUUCUGCUGGCACCUGGCUCUCAACGCCUCCCUGCUGCUGGCCAUCUACUGGUUCACCGCCCUGUGGCUCAGCCGCUGCCGCCGCUGCCGCCGCAACCUCGCCGGGGCCAACUCUGCCUUCCACCACGCCAAGGAUGCCUUGGUCUUCAACCUGCCCACCACCGACGGCACAACCUCCCGAGUGGAGUACCACGCAGUGCGGGCAGCCGAGGAGGAAACACAUUUGCUGCAAGAAUGUGAACCCUGAAUAGGGGCCGAGAGACAGAGACAGAGGGGGCUUCAACUUCGGUGCUUGGUGGGUAGGGGCGAGUGACUCCCUCAAAUCUCACCUCCUCCUGCCCUCUCUAACCCCCCCUCCCUUCCUCCCUCCCCAUCCUCCAUUUCCAGCCAGUCUCCAGUUAUCUUGUGUACAGCCAACUGAACAAUGACAUUCUGACGCAGCAGCAGCAGACUUUCAUGUAGAUAAAUAUAGCAAUCAAUAAAUCAAUGAUCAAUAAUACUGGGUAACCAUUAUAGUGUGAGGCUGAAGUCGGUGUGGCAACCAAGGACACAGUCCGUAGACGAUCACAGUUGCUGAGGUUAGUGUUGUGAGGUGUAUAAGAGCCUGGUGGUUGUUGGGAAGAAGCUGUUCUUCAACCUGGAGGUCAGGGUUUUCAGGCUCCUGUACCUUCUUCCCCGAUGGUAGCAGCGAGAUGAGAGCGUGGCCAGGGUGGUGUGGGUCUCUGAUGAUGCUGGCUGCCUUUUUCAGGCAGCGCCUCCUGUAGAUCCCUGUGAUGUUGGGGAUGUUAGUACCCGUGAUGGAGCGGCCAGUGUCCACCACACUCUGUUGUCACCUUUGUAGCUGGGCGUUCGAGUUACUGAUCCAGGCCGUGAUGCAACUAUCGAGGAUGCUCUCUCCCCUACACCUGCAGCAGUUUGACAGCGUGCACUGCAACUUUUAUUCAUAUGUAUAAACCUGAGUUUGUGACUUAGUUUACACUGUUUUCUAAUUGAACGGCAGAUUGAUAAUACCUCCACAUGUUGGAAACAGAACAUCUGGAGCAGUUUCCCUUUUAUUACUUACACUAUAUAAAUAAAUCAACUAAUGUCAAACA
This is a messenger RNA of Leucoraja erinaceus (little skate), 1898 nucleotides long. Its product is annotated as transmembrane epididymal protein 1-like. Lineage: Eukaryota; Metazoa; Chordata; Chondrichthyes; Rajiformes; Rajidae. The record is from RefSeq and is a predicted model, not a curated record. Bases 110 to 1051 code for a protein of 313 amino acids. The transcript has a single exon.